Pseudocercospora fijiensis CIRAD86 is the source of this 654-nucleotide messenger RNA. RefSeq lists its product as uncharacterized. The transcript has 2 exons. The record is from RefSeq and is a predicted model, not a curated record. NCBI's taxonomy places the organism in Eukaryota, Fungi, Ascomycota, Dothideomycetes, Mycosphaerellales, Mycosphaerellaceae. The coding region runs from base 1 to 654 and encodes 217 amino acids.
AUGCAGUUCUCUACCAUCAUCGGUGCGUUUAUGAGCGCCUCUGUCGCUCUUGCAUCGCCAACUCCUACCGUUGAGGAGCGUGGUGCUGCCUGCGGAACCGGAAUCUCUCCUGCUCGAUCCCAAGAGGUCGUUCGAGCAUUUAGCAGCGCCGGUGUCACUCCAACUCUCAUCCCAUCGAUCUCUCCAAAGAGCGACUUGAAGAUCACCUACCCAAGCGCCAACAUCAAUCUUGGUACUCAAACCACGAGUCUUCAAACCGUACAGGCUCCAGCCUUCCAGUUCACAACACCAGUAGGCGACUCAGCGUCGCAGACCUACUCCCUCUUCCUCGUCGACCCAGACGUCCCAGGUCCUAACGGUCCACCAGUUGUAGGCAGCCCACGCAUCAACUUCCUCCAUUGGUACGUGUCCGGGAUCAAGCAAUGCGGAAUCUCUGGCAACACUGUCACCAUAUACGAGCCUCCCACUCCAGUCUCACCAGGCGAGCAACACAGAUACACUUGGUUGGUCUACCGUGAGCCAGCUGGUUACUCUCCCAACUUGCUCCAGGCGCAGGCCAGACCUGGAUUCGAUCUGCUUGGAUACACCAGCCGUGGCAAGCUUGGACAACCCAUUGCUGGCAACUUCAUGAACCAGUCAAUCACCAACACAUAA